This is a messenger RNA of Hypomesus transpacificus, 3458 nucleotides long. RefSeq lists its product as uncharacterized. Gene Ontology annotation, biological process: signal transduction. Bases 2178 to 3458 code for a protein of 426 amino acids. NCBI's taxonomy places the organism in Eukaryota, Metazoa, Chordata, Actinopteri, Osmeriformes, Osmeridae. The record is from RefSeq and is a predicted model, not a curated record. The transcript has 2 exons.
CAAAGAAAUCCAAAGAGCUGCAAAAUUGUUUAAUAACUGUGAACUGGUUUUGAAUUUAUAUUUUCCAUAAUCUCAAUGAUGAUUUUAGAAACAUUGGGACCAUUUUAAACCUCAAACUAGGUUCUAUGUCAUACUGUAAAACAAUGCAUCGAGUUUUCUAGUAUUUGCAUUGAAGUAUUAUAUUAAGUCCAUUGUACAUGGUUGUCACACACACACACACAGGUUUGUAAUGCAGUUUUUUCGGGGACUCAAAAUUCAGUCUCAUUCAAAAUCCUAACCCAUAACCUUAACAUUGACCGAACCCUUACCGUAACCCCAAAACCUAACCUGAACUGGGAAAAGAGUAAAAACAAACUGUUCAAAUGGUUUCUGUCCACAGAGUAAAUCCUCUAGCAGGUCAUUUGAAGUUGAGUGAAGGGCUCUGGAACAUUCCACUCUCCCUGCACACUGGGAUCUCCCAGGAGUCGAUGCAUCAAGCGGGCAACAGAUUGAGGUCCUCGAUUACUCACCCCAAACUACAUUAACUUGUUAUGAUUGAUUUUUUCUUCAGCUUGAGGGCAUUGUUCAGCCGUCACCAUCGGUAUCACAGUCAUUUCAUGCCAUAGAACGGUCCCCUUAGAAGGUAAACACUCCCAUUCCCAGCAGUACAGCACGUGUUGCCCCAUCCCUCCGGUUAACCAUGUUCAUAUUGGUUAAUAACACAACAGGGAGUAAAACCAUUCGUUUUUGUGGCAUAAGGCAGAGGAGAUCCAACGAAGACGACCAUCAAAAUUGUACUCUAAUGUCUUUUUGCUCAACGAGGGGGUUUGGAUGAAGAAAUAUUGCUUGAAGUUUUAGUUUGACAGAGAUAUUAAAACACCCUCAGGUCAAUGACACAUGCUGGCUUUGCCUCACUGGCCUUUAUUAAAUCACUUCUGCUGGAAGUGCUGGAGGGUAAUUAUUUUGCAGCUGCCUUGAAGCUGUGAUACUGUUGGAUUAUUAAACUUGUUUCAUAUAAAAUGAGCAUACCCUCCCCUUCUGAUUGUGUCAAAGCUGUCUUUCUGUCCAAAUCUAAACCAUUCAAACAAGUAAGAUAACAUUUUCCGACCAUAUUCUACUAUGAACUCACAUCCUAAUGAAUGGAAUUCGAAUUCAUGAUUUUUGUCAGACAGAUGACCAGUCUUUGUCUGAGAAACAUCCAGAUGUGCAACAUGUCUUUCUCCUGUCACUGUAGCCUCUCUCAGAGGUGACAUUCAGGAUGUAGGAGGCAAAGACUCGCCUGCUGCGAUUACCUGGCCGUCUGAAGUAGAAGGUCUUAUGUACGAUUUUGCUGGUGGGUGCGUUGCAGUACAAAUACUAACAAAGAGAACUGAAAUGAAACAAUAUGUAUGACUAAUUUCACCACAAGGAAACUGUUAACAAUGUCAAAAAAAAGGAUACCUAACCAAACGAUAUCUUAAAAAAUCACAAGUAGCACCUGUUCCCAGCCAAGUGUUUACAACAAGUCUAGGCUGCGUUUACGUGAUGAAGCAUAACCCCAUGGACAGCUGACCUGUCCCAAUGUCCCUGCCCGUUCAACCAAAACACAACACUCUCGGUCUACUGCGUGUACUGUAGGUCAAAUUACAAUAACAAGUGCUUACAAGAAUAGAAGUUAACAUCAAAACAUACUUGAUGACAACCACUAGAACAAAUACUGCGGUAGGAAAAAGAUAGGACUUAUCGACAGAACACCAAAACAGGUGUGCGCAUGAUGAUGGAUGGGAACGGCCAGUCGCGGACGGACAUCGAACGCAUCGAGAGUGAGGAGACAGACGGAACGACAAAAGACAUCCAGGAAACACAAACACGGGCCAGUUUCUGUCAUGCAUUCUUAUUCUUUCCUGUUCUUUCCUUUCGUUUUCUGCAUAUUGACACUCGCUACUGUCAUUCAGGUACAGUCAGAUAGUGGAACCUAACAUGUGGACGACUGAUGUUGGGGGUAGUGAUGAGGGGCAACAGUGCAUGACUCCUGUCCUACCUGCACACAGCCCUCCCCCUGCCCCUCCCCCUCUCAGAGAGGGUGAGGUCUACCACGUCUUCAUCAGCUACAGCAGCAUCGACGGGCUCUGGACCCAGAGCCUGAUCGUCAGGCUGCGGGGCUGAAGGUCUGCAACUCCAGCCGAGACUUCACCCCGGGCCGCGCCGUGCUGGAGAACAUGUCUGACUGCAUCCAGGGCAGCCAGAAGGUGGUCCUGGUCCUGAGCCAGGAGUUUGUGAGGAGCCGCUGGUGUCUCCGGGAGGCUAACAUGUCUCUGUUUCGAGAGUGCUCGGAGCGUAAGCCGGUGCUGCCUGUUCUGUUCCAGCCAGGGGUUGUCGUUCCCCUGCACCUCCGCCACCUGACCUACCUCGAGGCCUGGGACCCAGACUUCCUGGGUAAGGUGCUGAACGUGCUCUGCACCCCCAACCGGCUGCUCCGGGGGACAGGGCUGGUCCCCAACCAGCCCCCCUCCUUCUAUAACGGGAAGGCCCUGCAGCCUCUGGUUGCUGUCAACGAGGAAGGCCUUCACAGUUGGGAGGCCGGUGUGUUCAGCGUCAUGGAUGUGCCUGACCAGCUGUGCUUGGUUGUUGAGGACCAGGAAAAAUACAAGGAGGCCAUCAGGAUCAUAAACAACGUUUCACAGACUAAAGUGUGGCUGCGGCCUUACUGGCUCAGGCUACUCAUGUACUUUUUAGGAGUUUUGAAUUUUUUUUUGCUAUAUGCCCUGGUCAGUUUUACUUCCUCGUUUUGCCCAGAGUUGAUACCCAAAUAUCUAUUUUUGUAUUUUUUGGGUGUUCCUUUGGGUUUGACCAUUCAACUCUGUCUGUGGAAAAGCGAUGAUAACAAAUAUAUCAUAGGUGAGAUGCAGAGAGCUGUAGGGAAAGCGAAUACACUCCUAUCAGGAGAGAAGAUUCUAAUGGGCUGCCAGUCCAACACCAAACUCCACGUCGUGUACACAUCCACGUCAUUGGAAGGUUGCAGGCGAGAGUUUUCCGACACGUUUCCGUCGCGACCCUGUGCUGCUGAGAUGUUCCAGCGGGCUCUUCUCUACUUCUCCUCAGGGUACGCCUGCUGUCUGUCCAGGAGACACUUCCCCUUCUCCUCAGGGUACGCCUGCUGUCUGUCCAGGAGACACUUCCCCUUCUCCUCAGGGUACGCCUGCUGUCUGUCCAGGAGACACUUCCCCUUCUCCUCAGGGUACGCCUGCUGUCUGUCCAGGAGACACUUCCCCUUCUCCUCAGGGUACGCCUGCUGUCUGUCCAGGAGACACUUCCCCUUCUCCUCAGGGUACGCCUGCUGUCUGUCCAGGAGACACUUCCCCUUCUCCUCAGGGUACGCCUGCUGUCUGUCCAGGAGACACUUCCCCUUCUCCCCUGCCAGCUCCCUCAGCCACCUGGAGGGACGAGGGUGCUUCUGUCACUACGUGUCCCAGCAGCUGAGCACAGGACAGUGGUCUUGA